Conger conger (European conger) is the source of this 7072-nucleotide messenger RNA. It is a transcript of the gene ubr2, whose product is annotated as ubiquitin protein ligase E3 component n-recognin 2. The transcript has 47 exons. Lineage: Eukaryota; Metazoa; Chordata; Actinopteri; Anguilliformes; Congridae. Gene Ontology annotation, molecular function: zinc ion binding; ubiquitin protein ligase activity. The record is from RefSeq and is a predicted model, not a curated record. The coding region runs from base 43 to 5313 and encodes 1756 amino acids. Gene Ontology annotation, cellular component: cytoplasm; ubiquitin ligase complex. Gene Ontology annotation, biological process: ubiquitin-dependent protein catabolic process via the N-end rule pathway.
UUUCCGCUUCCUGCACCUCGUCUGCUAGCUGGAGUAGUGAAGAUGGCGGCGGCCGAAUCGGAUCGCGAAGUACCGUCCGCUCUGUGUAACGCUAGCGAAUUCCUGGAUUUCUCUGCCAAGGACACCGCUUUGAAAUGGCUCCAAGUGACCGACCUCCCGAAGGAAGUCUACCAGCACCUGGCCUGUUAUGUGCCCAAAAUCUACUGCCUGGGGCCCAACCUGAACCCUCCAAGUGAGGACCUCCUGGCCCAGCUGCUCCUGCAGGCUCCCCUGGAGUGGUACCUGUGUGGGGAGGAUCCGUCCACCGGCCUGGCCAAGCUGGAGCAGAGCAACCAGCCCUCCCAGCUGUGCGGCCAUGUCUUCAAGGUGGGAGAGCCCACCUACUCCUGCAGGGAAUGUGCUGCUGACCCCACCUGUGUCCUCUGCAUGCAGUGCUUCUUGGGAAGUGUACACAAAGAGCACCGCUACAGGAUGACAACCUCUGGGGGAGGGGGCUUCUGUGACUGUGGAGAUACGGAGGCCUGGAAGAAGGGCCCUUACUGUCAGAAACACGAGCCCAACAUCAGCGACGCCUCGCAGGAGGACCCUCUGGCUCACCUGUCCGCUGACAUGAUCGCGCGCACCUACAACGUGUUCUCCAUCGUGCUGAAGUACGCUGUGGACAUGCUGACCUGGGAGAAGGAGGACGAGCUCCCGCCCGGCCUGGAGCCUCCGGAGCGAGGGGACACGUAUUACUGCAUGCUGUUUAACGACGAGGUGCACACCUACGAGCAGGUCAUCUACACCCUGCAGAAAGCCGUCAGCUGCACCCAGAAAGAGGCUGUGAGCUUCGCCACCACAGUGGACCGAGACGGUCGGAAAUCCGUGCGUUACGGGGACUUUCAGUUCUGUGAGCAAGCCAAGUCAGUUAUUGUGAGGAACACCAGUCGGCAGUCCAAACCCCUGCGUGUGCAGGUGAUGCACUCCUCGGUUGUGGCUCACCAGUGCUUCGCGCUCAAAGCUCUAGUCUGGCUGGGACACGUCAUCAGCUACUCAGACGCGCUGCGGAGGAUCCUGUGCCAGGUGGGCCUGCAGAAAGGCCCGGAAGGCGAGUACUCCUCGCUGGUGGACACCCUCAUGCUGUGCGACUCAAAGAUGUGGAAAGCCGCACGAAAUGUCUACCACCAACUCUUCAUGAGUAGCCUCCUCAUGGACCCAAAAUACAAGAAGCUCUUCGCCAUCCAGUUCGCAAAAAAUUACCGGCGCCUCCAGACAGAUUUUAUGGAGGAUGAUCACGAGCGUGUAGUGUCAGUGACCUCUCUGUCUGUCCAGCUCUUCACGGUCCCCACAGUGGCCCGGAUGCUGAUCGUGGAGGAGAACCUGAUGACCACCAUCAUCCGCACGUUCGUGGAUCACCUGCGGCACCGUGACCUGCAGGGCCGCUUCCAGUUCGAGCGCUACACCGCACAGCAAGCCUUCAAGUUCCGCCGCGUCCAGAGCCUCAUCGGGGACCUCAAGUAUGUCCUCAUCAGCCGGCCAUCAGAAUGGACUGAUAAACUCAGGGAGAAGUUUCUGGAAGGGUUGGACUCCUUUCUGGAGCUGCUGAAGUGCAUGCAGGGCAUGGACCCUGUGGUGCGGCAGGUGGGCCAGCACAUAGAGAUGGAGCCAGAGUGGGAGGCGGCCUUCACCCUGCAGAUGAAGCUCACACACAUCAUCUCCAUGAUGCAGGAGUGGUGUGCUACAGACGAGAAGGUUCUGGUAGAAUCCUAUAAGAAGUGCCUGACCGCGCUGACUCACUGCCACAGUGGCUUCACCGACGGCGAGCAGCCCAUCACACUGAGCAUGUGCGGACACUCGGUGGACACCAUCCGCUACUGCGUGUCCCAGGAGAAAGUCAGCAUCCACCUGCCCGUGUCCCGCCUGCUCGCAGGAUUGCAUGUUCUCCUCAGUAAGACCGAGGUUGCCUACAGAUUCCCCGAACAGCUGCCCCUGAGCGAGCUGAGCCCCCCCAUGUUGAUAGAGCACCCUCUGCGCUGCCUGGUCCUCUGUGCCCAGGUGCAUGCUGGGAUGUGGAGGAGAAAUGGCUUUUCAUUGGUCAAUCAGAUUUACUACUACCACAAUGUGAAGUGCAGGGUGGAGAUGUUCGAUAAGGACCUGAUCAUGCUGCAGGCCGGGGCCUCCAUGAUGGACCCCAACCACUUCCUGAUGAUCGUGCUCAGCCGCUUCGAGCUGUACCACAUCUUCAGCUCUGCAGACUGCAGGAAGAGAUACAACCGCGAGAACGCUAACAAGGACGUGGUGCAGCAGAAUAACACUCUGAUAGAGGAGAUGCUGCACCUGGUCAUGAUGGUCGUAGGCGAGCGCUUCUCCCCGGGCAUUGGGCAGGUUCAGGACUGCGAUGAGAUCAGGCGGGAGAUCACUCACCAGCUGUGCAUCAGGGCCAUGGCCCACAGUGAGCUGGUCAAAGCCCUGCCGGAGAACGAGAACAAGGAGACGGGGAUGGAGCGGGUGAUCGACUCCGUGGCCUCCUUCAAGAAGCCAGGCGUGACGGGCAGGGGUCUGUACGAGCUCCGGCCAGAGUGCGCCAAGCAGUUCAACCUCUACUUCUACCACUACUCCCGCGCCGACCAAUCAAAGGCAGAAGAGGCCCAGAGGAAAGUGAAGAGACAGAAUGGAGAAGACUCAGCUCUGCCCCCGCCCGUGUUGCCCCCGUUCUGCCCGCUCUUUGCCAGCCUGGUGAACGUGCUGCAGUGUGACGUGCUGCUCGGCAUGCUGGGAGCUGUGCUGCAGUGGGCCGUGGAGCCCAGCGGCGGGCACUGGUCUGAGUCCAUGCUGCAGAGGGUGCUGCACCUGAUGGGCAUGGCCCUCCUGGAGGAGCAGCAGCAGAUGGAGAGCAGCAGUGAAGACAACGACGUCACCUUCAACUUCACCCUGAAGAUCUCCCGACCCGGGGAAGCCCCCAGUAACACGCCCAGCAUCCUGGCCCUCCUGGAGACCCUGCAGAACGCCCCCCACCUGGAGGUGCACAAGGACAUGAUCCGCUGGAUCCUGCGGACGGUGUCCAGCAUUAAGACGCUGCGGAAGCGCACAGCCACCAGCCCGGUGUCAGAGAGCGGGGGCCAGAGUCAGGAAGAGACCCUGCGGGAUAAGGACAAGGCGGAGCGGAAGCGGAAAGCGGAGAUGGCUCGUCUGCGCAGGGAGAAGAUCAUGGCGCAGAUGUCGGAGAUGCAGAGACACUUCAUCAACGAGAACAAGGAGCUCUUCCAGCAGAGCCUGGAGGAGCUGGAGGCCUCUACCUCUACCUCUCUGGAACACAGCCCUACCUCUCCCGACGCGGCGCUGGUGUGUGUGGGUCCUCGCCGCACGCGCGUGUGUGAGAAGCGUCAGAUGGUGACCUGCAUCCUGUGUCAGGAGGAGCAGGAGGUCCGGGCGGACGGGCGUGCCAUGGUGCUGGCAGCCUUCGUCCAGCGCUCCACCGUCAUGGCCAAGAACCGCCGCAGACCGCCCCACGACCCGGAAAAGUACGACCCUCUCUUCAUGCACCCUGACCUGUCCUUUGGAACGCACACGGGCAGCUGUGGCCACAUCAUGCACUCUCACUGCUGGCAGAGGUACUUUGAGGCGGUGCAGGCUAAGGAGCAGAGGCGGCAGCAGCGUCUGCGUGUGCACACCAGUUACGACGUGGAGAACGGAGAGUUCCUCUGCCCCCUGUGCGAGUGCCUCAGCAAUACAGUCAUCCCCCUCCUGCCCCUGUCCAAGGGCCCCGCCAGCUGUGAGCAGCCUGGCCUGACUCAGUGGCUAAAGACCAUUGGCCAACAGGUCAAGGCCCUCCACUCUGCCCACAGAAAGCUCAAGCCAACCAGUGCAGGAGCUGUCGAUGACGCUGACCCUCUGGAAGACUGUGCUUCUCCAGAGGGCUUCAGACCUGACCAGACUCCUAAGAACCCUUACUCCGCCACGAUCAAGGAGAUGCUGACCACGUUCGGGACGGCGACCUACAAAGUUGGCCUUAAAGUGCACCCCAACGAGCAGGACCCCCGGGUCCCCAUCAUGUGCUGGGGCAGCUGUGCCUAUACCAUCCAAUCCAUCGAGCGACUGCUGGUGGACGAGGAGAAGCCUUUAUUCGGGAGCUUACCCUGCCGACAGGAGGACUGUCUGAGGUCGCUGGCCCGGUUUGGGUCGGCCUGCUGGACCGCCUCCUCUCUGCCCUCUGUGCAGGGCCACUUCAUCAGGCUGUUAGCAGCGCUGAUUCCAGACCCGCAGGUGGAGAGCUCUCCCAGUAUCCUGGAUGUGGACAUGUUCCACCUGCUGGUGGGUGUGGUGCUCUCGUACCGCUCGGUCCACUGCCAGGACUCCUCAGGGCUGAGUGUGGACGGCGCCCAGCUGCACCUGUUUCACCUGGUCACCGUGGCGCACAUCGUCCAGAUCCUGCUCACGUCUGUGCCAGUGGAAACGACUAUGGAGCAGGAGAGUGGGGGUGGAGAUGAUGAGGUAGAGGAGGGAGUUUGCCACCUCUAUAACCUUCUCAGGACUCACCUGGGCAGUGCCCUGCGUGAGGCGGGCUCAGGCUGGCACCUGUGGCUCUGUGUGAAGACGGGCAUCCUGCCGUACCUGAGGGCCUCCGCACUCUUCUUCCACCACCUCAACGGGGUGCCCCCUCCCCCAGAGCUGCACAUUGUGGGCCCGUGUCACUGGGAGCAGCUGUGUGGAUAUCUCUGCCUUCCCUCCAACCUGCUGCAGCUCUACCACAGCCACAGAGACCUGCUGGACCCUCUGCUGCAAUGGUGGUGCUCUCACUCAGGGGUGCGGGAGUGUCUCCAGGGCAGCGGACCUGUCGUGAGCUUUCCCCGGGAGUCGAACCGAUUGAUCGACCUUCCGGACGACUACAGCGCCCUCAUCAACCAGGCCUCGUGCUUCGCGUGCCCUAAGUCUGGGGGGGAGAAGUCUCGCGCCCCCACGCUGUGCCUGGUGUGCGGGGCCAUGCUCUGCUCCCAGAGCUACUGCUGCCAAACGGAGCUGGAGGGGGAGGACGUGGGAGCCUGCACCGGCCACACCUUCACCUGCGGGGCCGGGGUCGGCAUCUUCCUCAGGGUCAGAGAGAGCCAGGUGCUGUUCCUGGCUGGGAAAACGAAAGGCUGUUUCUACGCCCCUCCUUACCUGGACGACUACGGCGAGACAGACCAGGGCCUCAGACGGGGGAAUCCUCUGCACCUCUGUCGGGAGAGAUACAGAAAGAUCCAGAAGCUCUGGCGGCAGCACAGCAUCACAGAGGAGAUCGGCCACGCCCAGGAGGCCAACCAGACGCUGGUGGGCAUCGACUGGCAGCACUUGUGAUGUCACGCUGACCCUGCCCGAAGGCCACGCCCACCAGCCCAGGCCCAGGCCUGCGAUUGGACGAUCUUGCUCUCAGACCAGGGGUCACGCAGGCGGGACCAAGGUCCCAUUUUUGGCAGCGUGACCCUAGCUCCGUGCCCCUCUCCUGCUCUUUCUGAGAGGGGGUUAAUGCAUGUAGUUUACCUUUUCUUUGCGUUUCUCUUUGUUUCCUCAUUUAAGUAUAUAAAGCAUAUAGACAUGCGUUGAGCUGUGCGAGUGGCCAGCUCCAAUGCAACAUGAAAUACGCAGACGAGCCAUUUCAUUUCUGCUUCUUCAUUUCAUAUUCUCUUAAGUUAUUUCUAGGAUAGAUGGCUUAAGUGUUGAGUUAUUAAUCGCCGUUUUAAACGAAACGAUACUGGUGAUUUUGGGCAAGCACAAUUUUUUUCUCGGCGUGUGUGGAAGCCUGGUUUGGACGGAGACGGCGCUGCGAUGGCGCCCCCGUCAGGUCAGCCUGUGGCUCUGCACUUUGCAGGCGAGUGUUUUGUAUGUGGAGACUCCAGCUCGGGGGGGGAGGACUGUCCCCUCCCAGCACACACACUUACUGCACUUUAACACAGCGAGCCGCGUGUCUUUAAGGAACCCCAAAUACACCACCUUCAGCGAAAACAAGCCAAGGUACAGACUCCUGGAGGUAGGGGUGUGUGUGUCUGUGUGUCUGUCUGCGCGUGUGUGUGUGUGUGUGUGUGUGUGUCAGUGAGUGGACAUGGUUUGAACGUUUCGUUUCUACCUUCUCAAUGUGUGUCUGAUUUGACUUGUUUUCUGUAAGGUGUGUGAGUACCUGUGUGUUUGUAUGGUUGGGGAGAUUAGAGCAAUGCCCCCCCCCCCCUCCGGAACCGCUGAACUGCUCCCUCAUGUACAGCAUCCAUCUACUCUGAUAACGGACCGAAAGGGUCUGUAUCCAAGUCAUUUCCACGUGGGAUGUGUGUGUGCGCGCGUGCCUGUGUGUGCAUAUAUGUGUGUGUGUGUGUGUGUGUGUGUGUGUUUCCUGUAUGUAUUCCGUUUUCGGGCUUUUUGUGUUUUUGUAGUUUCUUUUUACGUUUCAUAACACUUGUUAUUUAAAUGAAUUCUUAUAUCCCGCACAGAACUGGGGGGUUUGGGGGGGGGGGGUUUGGACACAUGAGUUAAUAUUAAUUUAAUGUGCUUCUGUUUGUUUGCUUGUCGUUUUGUAUUUUUCAACGUGGACUUAGCUCGUAUGCUGGUUUCUGCACCAGGAAGCAGAGAAAUAUCGAAAUAUAUCCUAUUAUUUAGACAUUUUGGGGGGUUUUCAGUUUGUUUCCAUAGCGAUCAGUCCUCAGUGCUUCAAUUGGCUUCUUGCAGUAAUGUCACUGCUUUCAUACAAGGUCCCUUAUAUAUCCUUGGGUCCCUCAGACUGUGGGGUCAGUAUGCAGACACCCAGCCACGGUAACACAUUUCAUACAGAGAUGGCACAUUUUAUAUACACAUGCAUACACCCCACAGAUACCCCCCCCCAAACACACACACACACACACACACAACACACUCUCAUUUGUAACUAUAUCUGAAGGGAGUAUGUUCUCCAGUAAAUAUUUUCUCUCGGUAACAAAUCCCGCCCACCGACCUUUCUGAUAAGCUUCCAGUAUUGAGGAUACGUUAUCACCACAUGUAAUGAACAGACUUGUUAAUAUGUGAAUUCUUGUAUAAAUGGGUACAGUGUACUAUAUUGUAAAACAAAUAAAUAAAUAAAUGCAUUAAAAAGCAA